AUGACCAUAAUCAUCGACUACGUGACGUCUGGUGAGGUAAUAGGACUUGAACUUGUAGCUUCCGAUGCUGUGACAAGAUGGCGGCAAUGCCUCGGAGCUACCGAUCCCGCUGAAGCCGCACCAGGGACACUACGCAGACUUUAUGGAGAAAAUAAAUUGAAAAACACAGCACAUGGAUGUAACACGGUGGAAGAUGCUAAUGAGAUACUGGAAUUAUUUUUUGGUUAUGAAAAAGGAGUACCUAGAAUCCCUUUUCGUGCUACAUUUAAAGACUGCACGUGUUGUGUUAUCAAGCCACACGCUAUCAUAGAUGGUAACGUAGGGGCUAUACUGGAACAAAUAUCUACUUCUGGAAAAUUUUACAUAUCCGCAAUGGCGAUGUUUUCUGUGAAGUUAGCUAAUGCCGAAGAAUUUUACGAAAUAUACAAAGGUGUUCUACCAGAAUAUGAGGCUAUGUGCAUUCAUCUAGCAGAGGGUAAAUGCAUUGCAUUAGAAGUUAAAUGCAAUGACCACAAUCUAAAUUGUGUAUGUGAAUUUAGAAAGAUAUGUGGCCCUAGAGAUCCAGAUCUAUGUCGACAGCUUUAUCCUAAUUCUAUUAGAGCACAAUAUGGAAAAAAUAUUAUCCACAAUGCAGUUCACUGUACUGAUCUUCCUGAUGAUGGAGAACUCGAAGUAGAAUACUUCUUCAAACUUCUUGCCAAUGAUUAAUUAUUAAUAAAUUUUCAACAGCUCUCACUUUCGUUUGUAUUCAUUUUUUAUUACAAAGUCAUUGCCUUCUAUCUCUAUUUUUUCAUACAUCCAUUUUCUAUUCACCCUGCA
Messenger RNA from Diatraea saccharalis (sugarcane borer), 819 nucleotides. NCBI's taxonomy places the organism in Eukaryota, Metazoa, Arthropoda, Insecta, Lepidoptera, Crambidae. The record is from the annotation of a GenBank genome assembly.